Messenger RNA from Pseudoliparis swirei, 2083 nucleotides. RefSeq names its product ST6 (alpha-N-acetyl-neuraminyl-2,3-beta-galactosyl-1,3)-N-acetylgalactosaminide alpha-2,6-sialyltransferase 6 (gene st6galnac6). The record is from RefSeq and is a predicted model, not a curated record. The transcript has 6 exons. The coding region runs from base 71 to 1126 and encodes 351 amino acids. Gene Ontology annotation, molecular function: alpha-N-acetylgalactosaminide alpha-2,6-sialyltransferase activity. Gene Ontology annotation, biological process: ganglioside biosynthetic process; oligosaccharide metabolic process. Lineage: Eukaryota; Metazoa; Chordata; Actinopteri; Perciformes; Liparidae.
GCGAAUGGCGCAGGAAGAAGGGGUACGAGAGCGACAUCAGACACAGAGGCGCAAAAGACCAUGAAACGAUAUGAUGACGGACAGUCUCAGCCAGCGUGUUGAUACACAGCCCGAUGAGACAGCAUGGGCCUCAAGAUCAGCAAGGCAAGGAAAGACCAAACAACAGGAGGGCGUGGACCAGACUUCCUGCCCUUCAUCACCAGUAUUAACAUCAGUAGGACAACGGAGCCACAGGCUGGUGAUCUUCGCGGCCAUCGUCGUCCUCAUGACGCUGCUCAUCCUCUACGGCUCUAACAAUAUCAACGAUGUUACGUACACGCCGUUCCACGUGGCGGCAAACUACGCCAUCAAGGCCACGGAUCUGAAGAAGUGGUCGGGGAAAGACGGCUACGUGCCAUUUCAGGGGAACAAGAGUAUGAACCUACACUGUCAAAGGUGUGCGCUGGUGACGAGCUCCAGCCACGUGCUGGGCAGUCGAGCGGGAGAAGAGAUCGACCGCACGGAGUGCGUGAUCCGGAUGAACGACGCGCCGACGUCGGGCUACGAGGCCGACGUGGGGAACCAGACCUCUCUGCGGGUCGUGGCCCACUCCAGCGUGUUCAGGGUGAUCCGGAGGCCCGGCGAGUUCCUCCAGAGGCCGGACAGCAACCCCGUGAUUAUCUUCUGGGGACCCUCGAGCAAGAUCGGGAAGGAGGCCAAAGGCACGUUGUACCGGUUGAUCCAGAGAGUCAGCAUGACCUACAGCAACAUGUCCUGCUUCAGCAUCACAGCCAGCAAGAUGCGCAGGUUUGACGGCCUGUUUCACCGGGAGACCGGGCGGGAUCGACAAAAAUCUCACUCGUGGUUGAGCACAGGCUGGUUCACCAUGGUCAUCGCCAUUGAGAUAUGCGACAACAUCAAAGUCUACGGGAUGGUUCCACCGAACCACUGCGGGAAAUCCAAACCUGGAGCCAAGAAGAUGCCCUACCACUACUACAACCCCAGGGGUCCUGAUGAGUGUGUGACGUACUUGCAGAACGAGGGCAGCCGGAGGGGGAACCACCAUCGCUUCAUCACAGAGAAACAAGUGUUUGCACGCUGGGCAAAGCAGUACAACAUCACCUUCACUCACCCCAAAUGGUUUUAGACUUUAGUGGAAAACCACGGAGAAGAUCUGCGAGUGCUGACGGAGCCUUCAAAAAGUCACAUGUUGAAGAACUGCUAUUGAUUUAUUUUUAUUUUUUUGGGAAUAGCUGCAAGAAUGAAAACCGGUUGACUGAAGAGAAGAGUGCAGCACCUCAGCGAAUUACUACACUGUAUAUUCCACAUGGUUUUCAUAAAUAGGGAAACAAACACAUUUAAAGAAGAAUUUGUACAUGUUUCAUAGUACUUUUGUUAAUAUGUAUUGAAAUCGCAUUACGUUUCCCCUGCGAAAGGGGAAUUAUUUUAGCAGACACUCUCAUUAGAUAUGAAUAAGUGGCCUACGACACACUGCAGUAGCUAGAGAAUAGAUCAUUCUCGACAGUAAUUGUAGUCUGAUUCAGCAGACGACUAAUUCAAUCUGUGAGGAAUACAGCUGGGAACAACAACAGUUCCAGAACAGAUGCCAAAACAUACUUUAGUUGUCUUAGCUUCAAUAAUACACAUUUCUAUAUACAUUUUGAUUAAUAACCAACUAAAGAAAGUCUUAAAAUUGGCAAAAAGAUUCAGAAAAAUCUGAUCUCAUGAGUAAAGACGACUGCCAUCUUUCUAUACUUGGUGCUACAGAUGCCUGGUUGAUUCAACAGUGAGACGACAACAGUUUGUGCAUUUGUUAUUCAUGUCUGGAAUAAUUAGAUGGAUUCAGAUGGUUCAAAUUAUGUGACAUUUAUUCUAGAAAUAUGGAUUGACACAGAUUACGGUUGUUAUAACCUCAAUUUCUUUAACAAGAAGUUGAUUUUAACUUUUUAUUUUUACCUCCGUGGCAUUCCAGUGCAUGCAGCUUCAGUUCAAAUAGUCCCCAGAAUGCAUCAUGGUCGCGUUACGUAUCAGUAUGUUGCUCUUAGGACUGCACGAUUCAAUUUAAAGUGAAAUUGUAAUUUAAAAACUGAACUUGAUCUGUGAA